Messenger RNA from Dibothriocephalus latus, 547 nucleotides. Lineage: Eukaryota; Metazoa; Platyhelminthes; Cestoda; Diphyllobothriidea; Diphyllobothriidae. The record is from the annotation of a GenBank genome assembly.
ACUUCAAAAUGCCAGCGAAGAUGAAGGCGUCGAACAGCCGGCUGAUCUGCUCAUUGAUAACUACAAAGGCGCCAUUGAAUUCCUUUUUGAGAUUGGAACUUGGUUGACAUAUGCCGAGGAUGAUGCACAGUCUACUCGAAAUAUAAUUGAAUCCGUCGUCAUGGAGACAAUUCUUCAAAACUAUGACCGAAAUAAGGCCAUAAAAUGUCUAACUGAGGAUGCUGUGUCGGUAGGCUUUCUUUUUUUGGCCAAAUCUGGUCUAACAUAUCCUCAUAUGCAGGACACGAUGGAGUGGUUGAGCCAAAUGAUCGAAUCUCCAACCUGGAGACAGACAAUCUACGAACUGGCCCAGCAACCACGGAAUGAGGACUGUCCCUUUCUUUCCCUCGCAAUGCCCUGCAUUGCUGUGAAUGAGAACUUAAUAGGUGAACUUAUUUCGGUGCCGCUGGCCUGGAAUACACUGGAGAUCUUUCUCAAAUGUGCGACUUACACACUUCAGCCUUUACUGAUGGCUGGCGAGAUAAUCGACGAUGACUACUUCCUGCAU